Messenger RNA from Selaginella moellendorffii, 641 nucleotides. RefSeq names its product histidine kinase 5. The transcript has a single exon. The coding region runs from base 156 to 641 and encodes 161 amino acids. The record is from RefSeq and is a predicted model, not a curated record. Lineage: Eukaryota; Viridiplantae; Streptophyta; Lycopodiopsida; Selaginellales; Selaginellaceae.
AAAGAGGUAAGAAGAAGAAUCGAUCACACCAUCUCUUCCCUGCGAGUAAUUUGGCGUUGCUCGAUCAUCACAUCCAACCAAUCAAGCUGGAAGCUGGAAUCGAUCAUCGCGUGCACUCCCAGGACGAGCUCGGGAGCCUAGAGAAGAGAUCUUCGAUGUGGCCACCCGACCUGAAUUGGGAGAAGCGCUUGUCGCAGAAGCCGGACAACGUAUCCCUGGCGGGCGAGGCGGGCAUCGCCGAUUCGAGCUACCUGUCGAGCUUGGUUGGCUCCACGAAUGUGGGAGUCGGGCAGCUCUCCGGGCUGGCCAGGCAGUGGGAAUCCAGUCACAGCAAUGCAGUCCGGCUGCUCAAGGAGGAGGUGGAGUGGCUCUCGUCACAGCGCAGCGAGGCGGAGAGCAAGCGGCGCCGGAUUCUCGGCGUCGCGGGACAAUCGAUCGGUGCUGCGUGGCUCCGGGACGCUCGAGGAGCAAGUCAAGCGGCAAGUGAGUGGAGUCAAGCUUGUGGUAGCAGAUCGUCCUCAGCAAUCCAAACCAUUAGUUUUGUUUUCCUUGUCACUUUGAUUCACAGCAAGCCAUGUUGUCCCAAAUCUUUGUUAAGUUCUUGUUUACAAAUCUCUAGCUAUCAAUCUCUUCUGGCUUAG